Molecule: messenger RNA, 1392 nt
Organism: Colletotrichum aenigma
Lineage: Eukaryota; Fungi; Ascomycota; Sordariomycetes; Glomerellales; Glomerellaceae
Exons: 6
Coding region: 1-1392 (463 amino acids)
Molecular function (GO): hydrolase activity, acting on carbon-nitrogen (but not peptide) bonds
Source: RefSeq, a predicted model, not a curated record
AUGAAUUUCCAGGCGUUUCCAAGAAAUGUGGCACACAUCGACAACCUCAAGUUGGACCCAAAGCUACAACCAAAGGACUAUCAUAUCCAUGGAAGCAACAAAGACUCGAAGAUUCUUUUCACGGAGGUCCAAAUAUUGGAAUCGACAGGUCGUCAACCAUACCCAGGCGAUGUUCUAAUCGAAGACGAGAGAAUAACACAUGUCGGAACCGUUCCCGGAAAGGAAGAGCUCAGAUCAGACCCUUGCGUGACGGUGUUCCACAGGCAAGGAAGGACGCUGAUGUCAGGGUUGGGUGACGCUCACGCACAUUUGACCUGGAACGGAGGCGACUUGGCCCGCCUGGGAGACUUGCCAGUAGAGGAGCAUGUACUUUUGACAAUCAAAAGUGCCAAAUGCUUUCUUGACUCGGCAUACACGAUAUACGCAUUCCCUUGGUGCUUGAAUCAGACGGGUCUCAUCCUGAUUUAUAGGUGUUUUGGAGCUGCCGCAGCAAAAGACCGACUUGAUGUUGUUAUCCGAGAGGCCAUAAACUCUGGAGACAUUCCAGGUCCCCGAUACCUAGCCAAUGCAAGAGAAAUCGCGAAACCAGAAGGCGAUCUGGUGGCCUCCAUUACCAGAUUUGCCGAGGGCCCCGAGGAGAUGCAACAGGUUGUUCGCUCAAAUAUCCAGUGCAUUGGGGUUGAUAACGUCAAAAUCAGCAUGUCAGGCGAAGAGAUAACAGGCAACCGCGCGGCAGAAGACUGCUACUUCACCGCUGCAGAAACUGCUGCGUGCGUCGAGGAAGCUCAUCGCCAUGGCAAGAGAGUAUGCGCACAUGCCCGAGCUCGCGACUCAGUGAAGAUGUGCAUCAGUCAAGGGGUGGACGUCAUAUUCCAUGCAUCCCAUGUUGACGACGAAGGCAUGGAAAUGCUGGAGAAGAAGAGACAUACGAGUAUCGUUGCACCGGCGAUCAACUGGCUCGUGGCCACUGCAUAUGAAGCCGAAGCGUUUGGAUAUACGCAGGAAGCUGCUGAAAAGGCGGGAUAUGUGAGAGAGCUUGAUACUGCGGUUGCUGGGCUUCGAGAGAUGCAUCGACGCGGCAUCGUCAUAUUGCCUGGAGGGGACUAUGGCUUUGCGUGGACACCACAUGGCACGUAUGCUCGAGAUCUGGAGCACUUCGUCAACUUUCUCGGAUUUACGCCGCAUGAAAGCAUCAUUGCUGCGACCGCCGGCGUAGCUGCACUCUUCAUGAGGAGUCAUGAAUUGGGCAGAGUUCGGCCAGGAUACCUUGCAGACUGCAUUCUUGUAGAUGGUGAUCCGCUCAAGGACAUUGGUAUUUUGCAGGAACAUAGCCGGCUCAACGUCAUUGUCAUCAAUGGGAAGGUCCACAAGGCCGGACCAUUCGACUGUUAG